AUGACAGCCGUGUGCUUGGUGAGCCGAACGAGCUCAUUAGUGGCCAGGCAUAGUGGACAAUCACUGGUUCUGUUGAGAAGGCCUGUGCGGUGGUUAACGACCAAUCGCGAGGACCCUAGAUACGUAUUCUCGAAACCGCCUUCAAAGACAGAAGUUCCUCACCCUAAUGAUGGCAAGUAUUUCUUCUCAAGACCUGAUGAUACAAAGAAGGGAGAAUAUCGGGGAUCAAACGUUUUAGGGCAAGCGAUCUUGCAACAAAGGCGCAGACGCCGUAGGCAACUGCUGUCGAUCAUCUUUGUGGGCGUGAUCGGGUCCAUAUUGGGCUAUUCCAUUGGGUAUAAGGCACUAUAUUUGAGAGAGCAGAGUUUCAUUCCACUCUUCCCAGCUUCCAGGAUUCGUAAGCUAAGCGCACGAGAUCGAAGAAGAAUAGACGCUGGUAAAGUACAACUGUUGUCCCAGAUACGAGUAUUAGAGCAACUAUCACAACAUGAAAUGAUCAAGGAAGAUUACGGUGUGCCUCUUCGUGAUGCAAGUACAAAUGAGACACCUGAAGUACAGGAUUUUAGCAUAUGGUGUGAAGAUCAAGAUCCAUGCGUGACGGGGAUCGUCGUUGAACCCAAUGAUGGGAGACCUUCUAGCCACCAAUGGUACCGAAUACCUUUCCUGUUCAAAUGGAGACUCACACAUAGGCCGCUAAGCAUCUCUCGGACAAUAAAUAGUAUUCUGGAAGGCAUUGGUCUAUCUACAUCUGACCUUUUCCAAGUGGUAGCCCCAGAGAAAGUCUACGACUCAUUCAAGUACGAGUAUCCAAUUCAGGACGAUGAUCACUCGAUGCACAUCUGGUUUCUAGGGGAAAUGAAAUUGGACAACGACUCGUUAGUAGUUUACAAAGGAAAGUAUCAUGUCGAUGUCAAAUUAGAACAAAUUGAUCUGCUUCGUAAAGAAAAUGGUAAAUUAGUCCGUUACAUCCUAUACAAGGAGAAUGAAAGAUAG
Molecule: messenger RNA, 993 nt
Organism: Torulaspora delbrueckii
Lineage: Eukaryota; Fungi; Ascomycota; Saccharomycetes; Saccharomycetales; Saccharomycetaceae
Gene: AIM39
Product: Aim39p
Exons: 1
Coding region: 1-993 (330 amino acids)
Source: RefSeq, a predicted model, not a curated record